Molecule: messenger RNA, 2404 nt
Organism: Rhipicephalus sanguineus (brown dog tick)
Lineage: Eukaryota; Metazoa; Arthropoda; Arachnida; Ixodida; Ixodidae
Product: octopamine receptor-like
Exons: 1
Coding region: 34-1128 (364 amino acids)
Biological process (GO): adenylate cyclase-activating adrenergic receptor signaling pathway
Cellular component (GO): membrane
Molecular function (GO): G protein-coupled receptor activity
Source: RefSeq, a predicted model, not a curated record
GGUCUGCUGUCGUGCUCUCAGAGUGCGUCUUGCAUGCCGGGGGCCGGGGUGGCCGAGCCGGCCGCUCUGCGCUGGCUGGGCGUCGCGGUCGCCGCGCUCGUGCUCCUGGCCGCUCUUCUCGGCAACCUACUAGUGCUGGCGGUAGUGUGCCGGUUUCGGCGCAUGCGGUCGCCGACCAAUGUUCUACUCGCGAGUCUCGCCACAGCCGACAUUGCCGUCGCGUUACUCGUGAUGCCACCGAGACUCGCCUACGACCUGGUGCGCGCCUGGCGACUGGGACUGCUUGCCUGCCGCUUGUGGAUCUCGUGCGAUGUCAUGUGCUGCACGGCAUCCAUCCUGCACCUGCUUGCCGUGGCACUGGACCGGUUCUGGGCUAUAACACGUCCACUGCGCUACCGAGUGUCCCGGAGGCGAUUGGCGCUCGCCGUGGCUGCCAUCUGGCUCUGCUCGGCCGCCAUCUCGUUCGUGCCCGUACUGCUGGGAUGGCACGCUGACGGCAGCGCACCGGACGCCUCCGACUGCGGCCUGCGCGUCAACGCCGUGUAUGCACUCGUGUCAUCGCUGACCUCCUUCUACCUGCCGCUGCCGGUGAUGCUGUAUGUGUACCUACGCAUCCUGCUAGUUGCUGGACGCCAGGCCCGUCAGAUCCGGCUCCUGGAGCGCUCGCUGGCUGGACCUUCACCGGGCCUACGCCGGAGCCUGCGGCGCCGUUCCAAGCAGCUGCUUCAUGACACCAAGGCGGUCCGCUCCCUGGGCAUCGUGCUGGGCGUGUUCUGCGCCUGUUGGCUGCCCUUCUUCCUCAUGUACCUCAUUACGGCCUGCUGCCCAGCCUGCGACCUCGGUUAUGAGUGGAGCUGCGCCAUCACGUGGCUUGGCUACUCCAACUCUGCCUUCAAUCCGUGCAUCUACGCCUUUUUGAACCGCGAUUUCCGGGCAGCCUUCCAAGAGCUGCUGGGAUGUGGCUCUCGUCGGCGCACUGCCGACGCGAUGCUUGGCCCGGCGCGGCGACGUUCACUCAUCAAACCACCACCGUCGUGCGCACAUGCCGUGGCAACAGCCGUUUCCACUACGGCACGCGUCGCAUCCAUGGACUGCACGAAGGACUCCUCUGAGGCCGAGCGCCGCUAGGGCCCGUCCAACAGCUGCAGCGCGCCCGACUCAGCCGUCUAACCGCGUUGUCCGCAAACUAUAGCGUGCGCUCGCACUCACCAGCACCUCGCUGCCGCAACCAGUCGGUCGUGGUUCCGGGCGUCAAGAACCAACCCGAGGACAGGAAGACAAAUGGAUAAGCAGCACUCGUCUGUCAGCAUCGCUGAUAUCAAGCAGCGCUAGAAGACAUUUCUUGAUGAAGCAACCGACAUGGCGGCUGUCCCGCUCCUUGGAUCUGCGCUGACGGUGUGUGGUAUGUGCCAAAAACGUCACCCCUCUGGUGCAUUGAUACAUAAGCGAUCUGGCACGUUAUGUUAAAAAGCUCAUCGUGUAUUUCAUUGUAAUAUGUGUUUUUGACGUCGAGCACUCUUCACUCCCCGUCAUUGCAUGCCCUUCAACGUUGUGGCGUCGGCCUGGUCGUGUUCACAUCAUUCCACUAGGUGUCCAGGUGUUUUGGACGUUUGUUCAUCCAAAGUAUUCGUGAGGCCUCAAGGCGAAGACGUUCACAAGGCACGGGUGACGAAUAGUGUGUUCAAACUACGCAUGGCCGUGAGCGCAAUCGUGCCGAAACCAGAGGAGCUGGAAUCUGCUUUGAAAUUUCGCUCGGAAACCAGGGUCCUUAUCAUUGUCCGAGAUAAAUGCGACCGCAAGAAAGCGUAAGUUGCUUCAAACACAGUUGGUAGACCUUCGUCCCUCGGUGGUUGCAGUACUGCGGGACACUGCAAAACAUACUUGCUGUGACAACUGCCCAGUGCAAUAUUACAUGCUGGAGAACUGAUGAACUGUUUUGACGUGUACCAAGCAGCGGGCACUGCUUUGUGCACGUCUAAACAUAGCGCGCCUCUGUCUGCGCAAGUGUAAAUAUCCACUUACUCGUCCACCUCGCUGUAUCGUCAUUUGGGGGAGGGAAACGUGGAAGGAUACGAGAAAGCAUUGUUCUAUCUUGUGUUUAGUGAACGUGUAUUUGCGUAGUUAAUAAAAGGGAAACUCCCAGAAGCGACGUUGUAGGUCGAAGCACAAUUUCUUCGUACUUAAUACAACAAGAGUGCUGACACGAAACGACUCGUCUCAUAUGCACACAACUAACAGAGCUUGCUCAAAAAAAAAAAAAAGAAGAACGAGAAAAUGCACGCUUGUCUCCUACCAACUUGAAUAGGGUAUCGGCUCACAAGCGGUUGUUUAUCCCUUUCCUACAUUUUCUUUCACCACUUCCUUACUGAGUCUUUAGCGCAAUAUAGAAACGCAGCCAAAGAAA